Ictidomys tridecemlineatus (thirteen-lined ground squirrel) is the source of this 4896-nucleotide messenger RNA. It is a transcript of the gene Susd2, whose product is annotated as sushi domain containing 2. NCBI's taxonomy places the organism in Eukaryota, Metazoa, Chordata, Mammalia, Rodentia, Sciuridae. The record is from RefSeq and is a predicted model, not a curated record.
CUCAGAGCUCGGGGCAGGCAGGCGGGGCCAGGCCAGCAAGGAGUAAGAGCCUCCUGCCGCCUCUGAGCCACUGCACUGCUGCUGCUGCUGCUGCUGACUACAGACGCAGACCUCACCAUGAAGCUUGCCCUCCUGCCCUGGGUCCUGCUGCUGCUGGCGACAGUCCCUAGCUCCGGGCCCAGGCCCACAGCAGGUGCCCAGGAUAGCUGUUCCUUGCGCUGUGGGAACCAGAAUGGGCCCUGCUCCUGCCACCCAACCUGCUCAGGCCUUGGCACCUGCUGCUUGGACUUCCAGAAUUUCUGCCUGGAGGUUUCACCAUCCUCAGGCUCCAUGAUGGGUGGCAAGGACUUUGUGGUGCAGCAUCUCAAGUGGUUCAGCUCCACAGAUGGUGUGAUCUGCAGGUUUAAGGAGAGCAUCCAGACCCUUGGUCAUGUGGACUCCUUGGGGCAAGUCCACUGUAUAUCACCCUUGCUCUAUGAGAGUGGUCGCAUCCCCUUCAACAUCUCCAUGGACAAUGGUCGCUCCUUCCCUUAUGCAGGCACCUGGCUGGCUGUGCACCCCUACAAAGUGUCAGAGACAGAGAAGAGCCAGCUGGUGAAUGAGACCCGCUGGCAAUACUACGGCACCCCAGGCACCACAGGUAACCUCAGUCUCACUUGGAACACCUCAAGACUGCCCACGCAGGCUGUCACCAUUGAGCUGUGGGGCUACGAAGAGACAGGGAAGCCAUACUCAGAGAAUUGGACAGCAGAGUGGUCAUAUCUGUAUACCCUGGCCACAAACGUUCCCAACUCUGGCUUCUUCACUUUCACUCCAAAACCUGCAUCUCCUGACUAUCAGAGAUGGAAAGUGGGUGCUCUACGGAUCGUUGACAGCAAAAACUAUCCAGGAAAAAAGGAUGUGUUGGCACUCUGGACCAAUGAUCAUGCUCUGGCCUGGCACCUGGGUGACAACUUCCGAGAGGAUUCUGUGGCUUGGGCUCGUGCACAGUGUCUGGCCUGGGAGGCACUGGAGGACCAGCUGCCCAACUUCCUGAAGGAGUUGCCCGACUGCCCCUGCACCCUGGCCCAAGCCCGAGCUGACUCUGGCCGCUAUUUUACAGACUACGGCUGUGACAUUGAGCACGGCAGCGUUUGCACCUACCACCCUGGGGCCGUGCACUGUGUACGCUCUGUACAAGCCAGUCCCCACUAUGCCUCAGGUCAGCAGUGCUGCUACACGGCAGCUGGCACACAGCUCCUAACAGCGGACUCCACCAGUGGCAGCACCCCGGACCGUGGCCACGACUGGGGCUCACCCCCCUACCGCACACCACCCCGUGUGCCCAGCAUGUCUCACUGGCUCUAUGAUGUCAUCAGCUUCUAUUAUUGCUGCCUCUGGGCUCCCGAGUGCUCCCGCUACAUGCGGCGGCGGCCCUCCAGCGACUGCCGCAAUUACCGGCCCCCACACCUGGCCUCUGUCUUCGGGGAUCCUCACUUUGUCACCUUUGAUGGCACCAACCUCACAUUCAAUGGGCGUGGCGAGUAUGUGCUGUUAGAGGCAGUGCUGACAGACCUGAAGGUGCAAGCACGGGCUCAGCCAGGGAUGAUGACCAAUGGCUCACAGGCCCGAGGCACAGGGCUGACUGCAGUGGCUGUCCAGGAGGGCAACUCAGAUGUGGUAGAGGUGCGGCUGGCCCAAAGGUCUGGGGUCCUAGAGGUGCUGCUGAAUCAGGAGGUGCUCAGUUUUGCUGAACAGAGCUGGAUGGACCUGAAGGGCUUGUUCCUGUCAGUGGCUGCUGAGGACAAGGUAUCCAUCAUGUUGUCAUCAGGGGCCGGCCUGGAGGUCAGCAUACAGGGCCCUUUCCUGAGUGUGGCCAUCCUGCUACCUGAUAAGUUUCUGACCUACACCCGUGGCCUUCUUGGGACACUUAAUAAUGACCCCACCGAUGACUUCACCCUACGCAGUGGACGGGUCCUGCCCCUGAAUGCCAGUGCUCAGGAGCUGUUCCAGUUUGGGGCUGACUGGGCAGUACACAACACCUCUUCUCUGUUCACGUAUGACUCCUGGUUUUUGAUUAACAACUUCGUGUACCAACCUAAGCAUGACCCCACUUUUGAGCCCCUCUUCCCAGACAAGUCCACUCUCAGCCCAAGCCAGGCAGAAGAGGCAGCCAAACUGUGUGGAAAUGACCAUUUCUGCAAAUUCGAUGUGGCAGCCACCGGGAGCCUGAGUGUGGGAAAUGCCACACUGGUUGCCCACCAACUGCACCAGCAGCGAAUGCAGAGCCUACAGCCUGUGAUAUCCUGUGGCUGGCUGGCUCCCCCUGCCAAUGGGCACAAGGAGGGACUCAGGUACUUGGUGGGCUCCACUGUGCACUUCCAUUGCAACAGGGGCUUCAGCUUGGCUGGGGCAGAGACCAGCACCUGCCAGGCUGACGGCACCUGGUCCACACCCACUCCAGAGUGCCAGUUAGGACGGAGCUACACGGUACUGCUGAGCAUCAUCUUUGGAGGGCUGGCUGUGGUGCUACUGGUUUCUAUCAUCUAUGUGCUGCUACGAAGGAAGGGCAACAUGUGAGACCCCACCCAGGAACAUGUGGAGCUUGCAGCCCUGAGACUGGAGCAUGGUUGGCCAGCAGCAGAGGAUCACCUCAGGGCCAAGACCCAGCCUCCCAGGUGAAGGCCCUGGACUCCCAAUAACAUAACCAUCAGUCCUAUGAUUCUCAAAUCCUUAGGUGUGGAUACAUGAUAACUGGGCCUUUAACACCUGUGGACUCAAGACCAUAUACCUAGUCUGUCAUCUCAGAUGGAGGCAGAAUACCUAAUGUUAGGAAUUCCAAAUCCCUGACAUCAACCUCUUGUUCUGUUUCCCUACUACUCACAGUUCUAAUUCCUAAUACCUGAGACCUCAUUUCCUGUGUCCCAAGCUAGUGCUAGUGCUUGUGUCCCAAGCCCUAAUAUUUCUGCAUCAGAAACUCAGAUUUUAAUACCUCACUCUGCAUAGCCUGACACCGGUGGCAUGACCCCUGGUAGACUGAGAUCUCCUGCUCCUCCCCCAUGGGGCCUCAGUGCCAAGCGGUCUUGGUGCCUAGACCAUGGACCCAGCCUGAAACCUCAGGUGGACUCAACGGCAAGAGAACUCAGGGCCCCCUAGGUAGAGAGGAAGUCCCCCAGUAGGAAAGAGACCUCCCUCUGCACUCAGACUUAUAUCUCUACCUAUUCUAGGAUGUUGCUUGGGAAUACCCCCUGCCCCUACCUGUACAAGGAGAAAACAAACCUUCUUUAUUCCUUUCCUUCUGUCCUGGUGCUUAUGUUGUAGCUUGAUUCUGGAGAGUUCCAUGGUCACCCUGUGAAGUCACUACCUACAGUAUCAAGGUCUAAGUCCUGUCUGCUUCAUUGACUCCCAGGGAGACUCAAUUUCCUUAAAACUUCUACUUUGGGGCUGGGGAUAUGGCUCAAGCAGUAGCACACUCGCCUGGCAUGCUUGCGGCCCGGGUUCGAUCCUCAGCACCACAUACAAACAAAGGUGUUGUUUGUAUAAAAUGGGAUCCAGAAUAGUGACCACCCCUUGUGGGGUAGGAAAUGAAGGGCCAUGUCACAUUGGUUACUCAGGACAUGGGAAGGGGCAGAUCCAGCCUGGCCAUGCCCAUGCUCUCCCAGCCCAGGUUCCUGUCCCUUCACUCUCACUUAGUGUUCUCUGAGAAGAAAUGUAUGCCCUGCAGCAAGCUGGUCCCUAAUUAUGACCCUGGCACUGCCCUGCAAGAGGCUGCUUCUUGGCCGGGCAGUAAUUAGUAGGGCCAUGCCUAAGUCCUCGAGUGAGUGAGAUUCAUUUUCCUUCACCCAGGAAUGUCCAGAAGCUAGACACAGACAUGACACUGCUGCCCACCUGAGCAGCUCCUUACCUGCCCUCUGAGACUAUGAGUGGCCGAACACCAUGGAAGCACAAACUAGGAGCCAGCUGGAGGAAAAGUAGAGCCCAAAGUCUCUUUUGUGGAUAGAUUUCUGAAUAAAGGUUAGGCAUCUUGAUCUUAGGUGGUGAAAGUAUAGGGGAGGAUGGGGCUGAGGAUGCCCACAGGUGACCUACUGUGGGUGGUAAGAGAGUGGAGGCUUCAGUAUAGCCUGCAGUUCUAGGAGUGGCCACAUAGAGGCAGCAGAGGGUAGGACCAAUGAAUGUUUUGGGGGAAGGAACUGUGCCCUGUCCCAGAUGGCUGGGGAUGGCAAUCUCCUCCACAACCUGCUGCAAGCAGGUUUGGUGACAGAGUUCAGGACUCCCUCUCACUGAGCCUUGCACUUAGUAAAGGGUCCAGGACAGAAAUAGAAGAGCUGAGAGGCAGGGACAGUUCCCAAAUCUGGAGGGCUUCCUGGAAGACAAGCAUGAUGGAGCUUAUAUAAGGAAACAGCUGACAGGAAUUAGAAGGAUGAAGGGUCAUCCAAGAAAUUAGAGGAAUAAUGAGGUCAGUGUCCUUUCUUCCCAGAUCCCUCCUCGCCUUGUCCUUAGACUCCUCUGAACUUGUAACUCGGGGCAGGGUGGUGCUUCCUGCCACUUGGCCAUUGAGCUGGUACUUUCCUCUCUGCAGAUGAGGUAAAGUCUCAUUUCCCAUUGCCUGAGUCCCCAGUGCAUCCCUGUGCCAAACCAGGCCAGGUUAGCCACCUCAGUCAAUAAAAGAUUGGUUUCCUGGUCAAGGCCUGAACUUGUAGGUACAGGCACCCAAGGAGCCCAGAAGGGCUGGGGCAACUUCAUGGCUCAGUAAGUCUAGCAGAGGGUGUCCCAUUCAGGGUAAAAGACAGGUUAUAUUCCAUCCAUGGUGACACACACCUGUAGUCCUAGCUACUCAGGAGACUGAGGCAGGAGAAUUACUUGAAUCCAGGAGUUUGGGGCCAGACUGGCAACAUGGUCAGGCCUUCUCUUUUAUUU